GGACGCACUUUGAGCGCGCUGUCCCUUUAAUUGCAAACGUAACCGACGUGCUCUUCGUGCGUCAUUACGCAUCUCAGCGAUACAAUCCGCCGCCACGGAGCAAAGUGUACGCAGAUUGUAUAAUAAACAGAGCACACGAGAUUCUCAGAUUCAGCAGCUUUACUGGGUGUUCCGCAUAAUUCCAUGUUCUUCCUCUAAUACUAGGCUUGUUUACCUCAAACUGUAGCGUUUAUUCUGUUAUUCAGGGGCUGAAAAAGCUUCAGUAUGGUUACAUGUUGUGUUCACUGACCGGCCGCACAUGUAGCAUGGUUUUUGUAUGCGACUGUUUGGGAGAAAUCCCGGAAGCUCCAGUGUAACGACCUCCAUCUGCUGAUGGAGUGCAACUCAGUAGGUUUUUACUGAACCGCUGCACCUCAAUGCAAAUUUAAGGACAGGACAAGAUGAUCUACAUCAUCAUGGGAGUUUCAGGUUGUGGAAAAAGCAGCUUAGGGAUGUUCCUGUCUGAGAAGCUCAGCUGGCCGCUGCACGAAGGGGAUAAUUUCCACCCACAGGCGAACAUCGACAAAAUGUCUCGUGGUGAACCUCUCACAGACCAGGACAGAUUGCCUUGGCUUCUCAAACUGCAUGAAGUCAUUGAAAGCGAGAGGUGUUCAGGUUCGGAUGCCCUUGUGGCCUGCUCUGCCCUGAAGCGUCAGUAUAGACAGAUCCUCCUCCAUGGCUCCAAAGCCCUCACUUCCUCCUCCAACCCAUACCCAGACAUCUUGCCUCCCUCUUCUCCUGAUGUCUGUUUUGUCUUCCUGCAUGGUGACUACAACUUCAUUCACCAGAGGAUGGUGGCCCGGAGGGGACAUUAUAUGAAAGCAGACCUGUUGCGCUCCCAGUUUGACUCUUUAGAGCCUCCACUGGACGAUGAGAACGUGCUGUCACUGGACAUCAGGAAGAGCAUCGCUGAUAUGGCUGCGGAGGUCGAAAAGCACAUUGUGAGCUCCAAGUCGGCAGCAGCGAAUCUGUAACCACUGCAGCCGACCAGAAGUGCUUUCAAGUUGCUGUUGGUUAGAUGUCAAACCUGAAUAACUCAAAAACUCAAGGGGCUGGAUAGCCGUGAAAUUAAAUACAAACAUUCGUGGUCCAGGGAUUUGGUACUCUCCGACUUUUCCUGUAUCACCUCAAAGAAUGGGACAUCUGUAAUCCAGGGUGACAUGUCUAUAUAUUAUGAAAUAGUGUAUGAAUAUCAGCACUUUUCUGACAUUUGUGUUUCACAUGACUGAACACUACCCUCCCAUACAUUAACCUCAAGCCUAAACGUUUUGCAUGUCAUGUUACACACUUCAAAACUUAAAAGUGUACACUUAACAUGCAAAAUUUAACCUUUAUUUGAGAUUUAUAUAGACAGAGAGACAGCAGAUACAGGGGAUGUUUGAAUGUCUGGGCUAGCCGGGAAUCAAACCAGGGACUUGAGGCUUUUGCACCCUUGCAGUUUGCGCCCUAAUCUCUCAGCUACAGGUUAAAUUGCAAUUACCUUUUUUUCAUCUACAGACAGCGACCUAGUGGAUUUUUGUUCAUGUAUCUUUACAACUAUUGAAUGGAUUGCUGUGAAAUUUGGUGUGGACAGUCAGGGCCCCCAAACAAUAACUGAUUUGGUAAUUCAAUAAAAUUUCAUUAUCAUGAUGGUCACUGACAUGAGGCCUCUGUUGAUGGUUGAAGACAAAGGCUUCACUGCAAUGAUCUUAUUUGCUUUGUCAGUCCAAAUCUUCUAUUUCUGAAUAAAGAAGCAGAAAUUAAAAAUGUGUUUUUUUUAAUCCGAUUCAUCGAAAAAAUAAUCGACCGAUUAAUAUUAAAAUAAUCGUUAGCUGCAGCACUAGUUCAAACGAUUAAUGUGCCUAAGUAGAGGUUCACAGAGCUCCCAGCAUGUAGCAUUUAAUCUUGUAACAGUCCACAUUCCACAUCUAUUCUGAAUCUAGUUUGCAUUUUAGUAAAGAUGAAAAAUAAAACACAGUUUCAGUUGUGCCUCAGAAUCACAGAAAAGCAUGUGCAGUAGUGGGCGUUUAGCUUUGAUCCACUCAUUAGUGCUUCAGCAGACAAUGAAGUAGAGAAUCUUUGUGAUCUUCGGGCGCAUUUAUGAUUCUGAAAACUUCUAGUUAGCCGAAAACAUUUGAAAACACUGUCGAAGUGUCAUUCCAGUAAAUGGUGCAGAGGAGUGUUUGAACUGCAAACCAUCUGAACUGGAACUAAAAAGUAGGUUUUUAAUUUUACUUUAUGAAAGUGGUUUUAAUCUGCAGUAGAACACAGGGUCAUAGUGAUGUUAAAGUUUGCACUGUGAAGAUUCAGGGGUUUUACAGUAAUUGUUGGAAAAUCGUCAGUCUGAUUAUCUAUUUUUAAAAAUCUUUAAUAGUUCAAAUAAAUGCAGUGGAGUUUCUAUUCCUAAUUUGUCUGACCAGUUUUGAUCACAAAAGCAACAGACAAGCAAUAAACUGUUACAAUUAAGAAACUAGAACAAGGGAAUGUUGAUUUUUUUAAAUUAUGGUAAAAUCAGUGCAUGAUUUACUUCCACUCUACAGAAAGUAAACUGCCUAAUGUAUGAAAAGUUUUUGUACGUUUCUCUAAGCGUGGUCUGUUAUUUAACACAGAUUUUAAAUGACUUGUGAUCUUUUACAUGUUACCUUAACUAUUAAAUGUUUCUCUCCUGCUCCAUAACAGACUUUUAACAAUGUUCAUUUAUGACUAAUUUGCAUUAGAAAACUGAUUAAUUUAGCAGCAAGCAAAUGAUGUUUUUAUUCAGUCUACUGCACCGACAUCAAAAGCACCAAACAACAGUUAAAUCUUCACACCGAAUAAAGUCAAAUGAUUCAAAUUCAACACCUUCUCGCACAGAGCAAGUCAAGGCUUCGGGAUGACUUAUUGACAUGUUCAGGCGACACACACAGGUGACCCUGACUGUGACACACACACCUCUGUCACACAGAGCUGUUUUUGUGGUGUGACUCAUCUUCAAACCUCAGCCUAAGUAUUUUUGGAACUUCUAAUCCAGAAAACCCCCCUUGGCUACUCUCAUAUCUCACACACCCAGUCACACACACACACACACUGCUGGAGAUUAAAACCCCCUCAGUCUGGCAGCAACAGACAAACACACACAGGUUGUCAAGCAGAUCACAUACACGCAUAUCUGAUGACGGACUACGUGUCUUGUUUGUCAGGUAGUUGUAGGGUCUGAGAGAGAGGACCCAGAAGCAAAAAUGCAAAAUGGAGAGGAACCUGUCUCACACACACAAUACACUUUAGAUGGUGAAGCAUCACCUUUUAAUACUAUCAUGUGCUUAAUUUCCAUUACUUACAAAUUUACAUAAAUGUACCCAUUAAUUACACAACAAAUGUCACAGUUUGUAAGUUAUUUUGAUGUUGAGAACUCUCGCGUUUAAGAUGAAGGUUUUUGCCUCAUGUUACACUUUAGGUCAGUGGCGUGCACAGACAUUUUAAGGGGCAGGUGCUCAACGGGGGGAAAAAGGGCACCUUGUGUGGCGUGUAAAACCACUGGCUGCCUUAAUAUAACAGUGUAAGAUUUGAAAAAAAAAAUCACUUUCUGUAACGUCAUUUAUUUUGAUAUCUUAAUAAUAACACACAAAGGGUCAAUAAAACAUUGUACCGUAGCAUUGUAAAUGA
This is a messenger RNA of Acanthochromis polyacanthus (spiny chromis), 3660 nucleotides long. RefSeq names its product IDNK gluconokinase. The coding region runs from base 441 to 1013 and encodes 190 amino acids. Gene Ontology annotation, cellular component: cytoplasm. The transcript is spliced from 6 exons. Gene Ontology annotation, molecular function: gluconokinase activity. The record is from RefSeq and is a predicted model, not a curated record. NCBI's taxonomy places the organism in Eukaryota, Metazoa, Chordata, Actinopteri, Pomacentridae.